AUGUUGAAAAAGCUCCCCAAGUCAAAGGCCGGGCGAGACCGCAGCGACAGCACAGACUCCGACGCCACUCUUGUCGGGGAUUUGGGGGAGCAGGACUUCACGAUACUUUCGAAGUCGAAGGAGUCUCCUCGGUCUGCAAACCUGGUGCGACACAUAUCCUGGGCGGCGGAACCAGUCAAGCCGCCCAAGAGAAUCAUCGUCACUGUCCACGACGUCGGGAAUGACUCUGAUUUGUACUCGGACCCAUCAACGGACUCCGACACAACAGCCCAGGGAGGAAACAGAGGUGAAGGGCUGUUAAAACCCACCCGCGGAGACUCCGUGCGUCGCCGCAGAACCCCAUCACCCUACCCGGACAAACCGGAAGACCACUCCAACUCGCGAUAUCUUUCGCCAGCCGCGCCACGCCCCAUCCCCACAGGCCAGCCCGGAGCGUCGGACCCCAACCCAGUCAACGCCGCCAACCCCAAGACUUCCAACCAAGCCAAACCCACCUCGCGACAAGUCGCCCAACCCCUCCUCCCACCCCCUCCCCGCCGCACCUGCCAGUGCCCCCACUGCGCCUCAACAGGCCUCCCCGUCCCGCCGCUGCCGCGCCGCCGCCACCGCCGACGCCUCUCAGCAGGCUGGAUCCCCACAGACCCGAGCCGCGACUCGGGAGCCGUGGCCGAGGAGCGGGCGCCACGCCUGCUGUGGGAGACGACGGAUUCAGCGGUGGUGGCGAGCGUGCGGCCGGCGCGGGGCCGGACGGCCGGGCGGGGCCAUGCCGAGUGGGCGCCUUCGCACUCGCCGGCGCCCGGGUGGCGAUUUCGGGAGGGGGUGGAGGGGCUUUGGGGGGUUGAUGCGGGGGAGCUGAGGGAGGUUUUGGGGAGGGUGAAGGGGGAGAGGGAGGGGUGGGAGGUGGGGAUGGGGAUGAGGAAGGAGGGGAAAGGUGGUGGGGGUGGUUUGGUUGGGAGUAGUCGUGAGACGGGGCCGUGGUCGUGGCGGAAUUCGGUGAUGUGGGAGAUGGAUUGUUAUCAUGAUCUUUUUGGGAUGUACUUGGGGUGA
Messenger RNA from Phialemonium atrogriseum, 1047 nucleotides. RefSeq lists its product as uncharacterized. The transcript has a single exon. Lineage: Eukaryota; Fungi; Ascomycota; Sordariomycetes; Cephalothecales; Cephalothecaceae. Bases 1 to 1047 code for a protein of 348 amino acids. The record is from RefSeq and is a predicted model, not a curated record.